AUGGAAUCCAAGAGCGUCAAAUGUUUUCUUAAUGCCAAAACAAUUCUAGUAACCGGUGUAACCGGCUUCCUGGGCAAAAUUUUUGUGGAAAAGAUACUCAGAGUUCAGCCAAAUGUGAAGAAGCUGUAUCUUUUUCUGAGAGCUAAGAAUUGUGAAUCUGCAAACCAACGUUUCAACGAUGAGAUUAUAGGAAAAGACUUGUUUACAUUGCUGAAGGAAAAUCAAGGUAUAAAAUUCAACUCCUUUGUCUCUGAAAAGGUGACUAUAGUACCCGGAGACAUUUCACAAGAAGACUUGUAUUUGAAGGAAUCAAUUCUAGAGGAGGAGAUUUGUAAUCAAACAAAUAUUAUUGUUAAUUUGGCUGCAUCAACUAAAUUUGAUGAAAGAUACGAUGUUGCAUUGAAUAUAAAUACAUUAGGAGUCAAGAAUGUUUUGGACUUUGCCAAAAAAUGUGUUAAACUAGAGGUGGUUGUCCAUGUUUCAACAGCUUAUGUGUGUGGUGAGAGAGGAGGACUCAUAUUAGAGGAUCCUCAUCGUUUUGGUGUGUCAUUAAAUGGAAUCCCCGGACUAAGCAUUGAUAUGGAAAAGGAAAUGGUCGAGGAGAAAUUAAAUAAGUUUCGAGUAGAGGGAGCAACAGAACAAGAGAUUAAAAAAGCAAUGAAGGACUUGGGCAUGGAAAGAGCAACUAAAUAUGGAUGGCCAAACACAUACGCAUUUACAAAAGGAAUGGGAGAAAUGCUUGUGGAAACUUCCAAAAGAAACAUGCCUGUUGUUAUUGUUCGUCCUACCAUUGUUACUAGCACGUAUAGAGAACCUUUCCCUGGUUGGGUUGAAGGCAUAAGGACCAUAGACAGUAUAGUUGUUGCUUAUGGUAAAGGAAAAUUGACAAGCUUCUUGGCAGAUCUCGAUGCUGUUUUUGAUGUGGUGAAGGCUGACAUGGUGGUAAAUGCAAUUAUAGUAACUAUGAUGGCUCAUGCAAAUCAACCUAGUGAUGAUCAUAUGAUAUAUCAGGUUGGUUCCUCUAUUAGAAAUCCAAUAACAUACCGUACUUUUAGAGAAUAUAACUUUAAAUAUUUCACGGUAAAACCAUGGAUAAACAGAGAUGGAACUAUGAGAAGAUUAGGGAAGUCCACACUUUGGCCCAAAAUUGAUUCAUAUAUUAGAUACUUUUUCUUAUGGUUUUUGUUAGUUAUUUCUGUAUUAGAGCUGGUCAAUAAACUGCUAUGCCAAUAUUUUCAAGGGAUGUGCCUCGACCUAAAUCGAAAAAUUAAUAUUGUUAUGCGGCUGGUCGAUCUUUAUCUACCUUACUUGUUCUUCAAUGGCAUAUUUGAUGAUAUGAAUACGCAAAGGUUGCUAUCAGCCGCAAAACAAGAAGAUGUGGAAAUGGAUUUAUUUUACUUUGACUCUCAAAUCAUUGAUUGGGAAGAUUAUUUCAUGAAUAUCCAUAUUCUCGGUAUCUUCAAGUAUGCCUUGAAGUGAUGUGUAUAUGAUCAAACAGUUCACUAUUUGCACCCAUUUUUUUAUCCAAAAAUAAAUGUGUGAUUAUUGUUAACGUAUGUUUUAUUGUAUUAAUGGAUACUCAAACUAGGUAUAAAACGGAGAAAAUUUAGCAAGUGUAUUUUGAUCGAACACAUAGGGAAUCAUUGAAAAUUUUACGCAUUUUAACAUGCGAACGAGUAUAUAUAUAAGACAUAAUA
Molecule: messenger RNA, 1697 nt
Organism: Trifolium pratense (red clover)
Lineage: Eukaryota; Viridiplantae; Streptophyta; Magnoliopsida; Fabales; Fabaceae
Product: fatty acyl-CoA reductase 3-like
Exons: 14
Coding region: 1-1479 (492 amino acids)
Biological process (GO): suberin biosynthetic process; long-chain fatty-acyl-CoA metabolic process
Cellular component (GO): intracellular membrane-bounded organelle
Molecular function (GO): alcohol-forming very long-chain fatty acyl-CoA reductase (NADP+) activity
Source: RefSeq, a predicted model, not a curated record